Molecule: messenger RNA, 1788 nt
Organism: Cinclus cinclus
Lineage: Eukaryota; Metazoa; Chordata; Aves; Passeriformes; Cinclidae
Gene: POF1B
Product: POF1B actin binding protein
Exons: 14
Coding region: 1-1788 (595 amino acids)
Biological process (GO): bicellular tight junction assembly; actin filament organization; epithelial cell morphogenesis
Cellular component (GO): adherens junction; actin filament; bicellular tight junction
Molecular function (GO): actin filament binding
Source: RefSeq, a predicted model, not a curated record
AUGUUCGGGGUGCAGCAACAGCUGCAGCCGCCCGCGCUGCCCCCGCACCUCCCGCAGCAGCAGCAGCAGCAGCAGCAGCAGCAGCACCACUACUACCGGCGGCAGCAGCACUACAGCACCCUGCCCGCCCGCCGGGCCUGCCCCGAGCCGCCGGCCUGCCCCGAGCCCCCGCCGUGCCCGGAGCCGCCGCGGCCGCUGCCCUGCCUGGACCCGGCUCCGCACCAGCAGCAGGACGUGCCCUACGACCGGGUGCGCACCUACGGGCCGGGCUGCCGCCGGGUCAGCACCUCCUGCUCCUCCCGGGCCGCCUCGCCGCUGGACUGCGGCCACGGCUGCGACCCGCCACAGGGCACCAUUCGCAGGAUCAUUAUUGAGAACCCGGAUCAGGAGCCAUUAUCUCCUUUUCUUAGAGGGGCCAGUUUCUCUCCUGGAAAUAAUGUCAUCUAUGAAAAGACAAUAAGAAAAUACGAGCUAUUAAAUCCUCUUCAAGAGCGGCAGUUCCAGGCGUGCCCGGCGGAGCAGUGCCCGCAGUGCCCCGCGCUCACCCAGCAGUGCCAGCAGACACAGACGGGCGCUCCCUGCGAGCUGUGCCCGGGCCCGGGCAGCGACGAGUGCCGAGCACACCCCGUGAGGAGGGGCACGGCCCGUCCCGAGCUGGUGAGCUGCCCCCAGGACACCCCUGAGCAGCUGGACUGUCGCUUCUUUGGGGAGCUGCUGGCCGAGCUGCACCGCAAGAGCACUGACCUGUACAGCUGCUUGCUGCAGCACGUGGAGAAGAUUGGGACAAGGAACCACGACAUCGAAUUCACGUGCCAGACUGAAGAUAUUGAAGAAUUAAUUCCCAAAGGACUGUCUGAGGCAACAAAGCAGCAGAUUCGUUAUCUCCUCCAGAUGAGAGCGACAUCAGACAAAUCCCUGAGACUUGUGCUUUCCACAUUCAAGAAUCUGCGUGAGGAGCUCUGCCAUUUGCAGGAUGACCUGGGGAAGCUGGAAACUGACAAUGUCUUGCUGAAGAAGGAUUUGGCUUUUAAGGAUUCUCAAGUGAAAGAAUAUGAAACAAUGCUGGCUUCUCUGAGGGAGAACAAUCGUCAGCAGCAGCAAGGGCUGAGGGACAGCAGUGCCAGGUGCCGCUCCCUGGAGGAACAGCUGCUGUCCCUGCGGCUCAGCGAGGGGGACAAGGACUGCCAGCUGAAGGAGCUGGAGUACAGCAAGAGGGCCCUGGAGCAGGAGAUCCAGAGCCUCAAGCUGCAGAGCUGCUCCAGCCCAAGCCUGCAGACCACGACGGACGAGCUCUCCAGCCGCUACGUGGAGAUGAUCAACAACCUGAGGGAGGACAAGGACAGGGAGAUCCGCAGCCUCAGGUCCCAGCUGUGCCAGUUCCAGCAGGACAUAACCAGGAGAGAGGGGAGCAACAGUGACUUGCAAAUGAGGCUGCAUGAGCUGACAUCGCUGCUGGAGGACAAAGAGGCUUUUAUUAAACAACAGCAAGAGGAGCUCUUCAGACUGAAGCAUGAGAAGUUAUCUGGCAGUCAGUCCCCUGGGGUGACAGCCAUCAUCACUAAAAAGUACAGGAAUCAGUAUCCUAUUCUGGGUCUCCUGUCUGAUGACUACAAGGUCACAUCACCUGUCAAUAAAUCACAAACGAUUGUAAUUGAGAGGACUGGGGAGAUCUGGAAACACGUAAGUUUACCUGGAGAUGGACUGUUCCCUCUGCAGGCCCUAAGUGUUCAAUUUAACUUCAAAGCAAGUAUUACCCAAACUGACAGCUCAGAGAUGCCCUCGUGGUAA